GACCUAAAAUUUGCAUCAAAUUCGCAAGAGUAGAGGCAAGUAGAGCAAAGUAGAGUCUGAAGGGCCUGGAUGGGCCUGUUUCGAUAUUAGUGCAGUGUAUUCUUAUUGAUUCUUAUAUGCCUAUGGUAUAUAACGAACAACAUAAUACCAGUAGUUAAUUAUUUGACAUCCUGGAAUACUAUGUCGAAGAAAAAUAAAGGAAAGAAUGCAUUCUAUUUUUUUAUGCUUGACUGGCAAAAGCGGGCAGAAGCAAAAGGAAAAACGUUUCCGGAGGGCUUACGAGAUGUGCAACGAGAUCCAAGAUGUAGUGAAGAAUGGCAGAACCUUUCCUCACAAGAAAAAGGAUACUAUAAAAAGAAAGCAGCCGAAAGUAAAGUUGAGGCUCAAGGAUGUAUGAAGAAGAAAACAACAAUUGGAGAAUGUAUCGAGGAGGUUUUGGAAGCUGACAAGAGAGACCAAGAAUUUAAUCAAAACAUGCUUCAGUACAUAGAAUCUAUAGUGUCUAUGGGGGUUAAACAUAACAGUUUGAAGAAAUUAAAGUUCAUACUCAUACAUGUAAAUUGGUUUUUUAGAAGAGAAAUAGGAAUCAACAAAUAUGAAUUUUGUCCUGCAGAAUUUGCAGUCGCAGAAUUUAGCUUGGAAAAUGGCAUUGAAAAUAUAUAUCACGAAAUUCUUAAUGUAAAAAUACCAUUAGGAUGGAAAAGAGAUGCAAUUGAAACAAGUCAGCAAACCCAUAGAAUACCUGUAGAACUUCCAGGAGGACAGAAUGACUUUUUAUUUAUGUAUGAAAAAUUGGUUGGACUACUAGAAAGCAAUAAGACUGGAAACAAAUUGCCUCCAUUGUUUACUGUGAAAGAUAUGGUUCCUGCAGUGCAGUCAUUGCUAACAAAAAUGACUGACGCAGGAGGUGCGUCUAUAAAUGACUUUCCAAUCUAUUCAUUGGAAGCACUUUUUGGAGAACUGAGGAAUACUGCUGUGCAAAAUGUAGAUAAUUGCAGUAUACAUCUGGUAGUUGCUGAGAAUGAAUUUAAAAAAGAUAUUUUCUCGUCUGUCUCUAAUCUCGAAUGUGAUUUUCAUAAAGCUAUAGAUGGUUCGUCUCAGUACUGCAGUAUGUCUGUUGUAAAAAGAUGGGGUUUCACAAUAUGCGAUUAUUGUUGUGAAUUUCUCAGUGUACCAAUGAUCGAAGGAGUACAUUGCCCUGUCUCUCAGACAAUCGAUACUAUUUAUCAAGAUUCUGUGGACCUGAAUAUUAUUGAUACUCAUCUGAAUUCCUUAAACCUCGGUAAUCCGAGAAUGGUAGUUGAAAUGAAUGGAGUAACUGAGGAACAUAGAAGAAAAGUAUCGGAACGAAGUUAUGCUGAAGAACAACGACGUCGUGGCGAAGUAAACCGUGUACAUGUUACCCCUCCCAGUGAAUUUAAUACAUCAUCAAACAGUGCAGUUUUAAUUGGUCGACCACUACGUCCUCCUAAAACAAUGUCACAAGCUGCUGCUAAUGAAGUAAGAGAAAGUAUAAAUUGUUUUAAUUCUGCUGAUUUUCCGCCAUUAGGAGGAAAGAGUAAACUAAAGAAAGACGCAAAGAACUUUAAGCUUCCACUGGGAAGAGGACGUGGAAGCACCUAAACCUAGUAAUUGUUUUACUUUCGUAUCUUUUACGAUUUUUAUAACAAUUGAUUAUUUUACUUUAAACCUACAUAUUUAUGUAGAAUAUAAUACAUCAAUUAUAAAAUAUUUUAAAUUUUUUAUGAAAAAAGAUCUGAAACGUAUA
Osmia lignaria (orchard mason bee) is the source of this 1768-nucleotide messenger RNA. RefSeq names its product protein maelstrom homolog. Gene Ontology annotation, cellular component: P granule; nucleus. Lineage: Eukaryota; Metazoa; Arthropoda; Insecta; Hymenoptera; Megachilidae. Gene Ontology annotation, biological process: spermatogenesis; regulation of miRNA-mediated gene silencing; piRNA processing. Gene Ontology annotation, molecular function: sequence-specific DNA binding. The record is from RefSeq and is a predicted model, not a curated record.